Molecule: messenger RNA, 1657 nt
Organism: Vigna umbellata (rice bean)
Lineage: Eukaryota; Viridiplantae; Streptophyta; Magnoliopsida; Fabales; Fabaceae
Gene: NUDT8
Product: nudix hydrolase homolog 8
Molecular function (GO): NADH pyrophosphatase activity; NAD binding; ADP-ribose diphosphatase activity
Source: RefSeq, a predicted model, not a curated record
CACCACUAAUUUGAGUAGCCAUUGGCCGUCAAAACUAGCUUUGUUGUCCCAAUGUGGAUUGUGCUGAAAUUAUAUCUUGUAUAAUUUGUUGGCACCCUAGUUGGCUUAUCAAGCUUCUUGACUCUAGCAUUGGUAGAGAAGGUAUAGUCCGCUCAGAAAAAACGAUGAGUCCCAUGAGCAUGAUCACGACCAUGACCGUGAUGUUUCUUUAGUCAAGUCAAGGUUCGAUACCUGCUAAGGUUGCUUAGAAUUUCGUUAAGAUUGUUGUAUGUACGCGGUUACCCUCCAUAGCAUAGUUACAUUUGGACAGUGAUUCAGUGUGCUUGUGUCAGAUAGGUGAGAUUUGGGUUGUGAGUUGAGUUCGGACCUCUGAUUUAGAUGGAGCUCAAAUCGUUCUCUUCUAGUUCUGUGUCCACAUUUGAUGUUGCCCGUGUUGGAAGAUCCUAUUCUACUUUCAUCUCCACUUUCAGGCACAAAGUUGGAGUUAAAUUUUCUACCCACUUCAAGUGCCGCAGAGGGUUGUUUCUGAGGACUUACAGUGGUUCGGACAAGGCAUAUUUCACAAAUGAAGUUGUAAGUAGUUCAGUUGGUCAAGAUAAUCUUGCAGCAGAAACGAGUUUCCGUAGAAUUAACGGAACCAAUGGCUCAACUUCGAGCUUCUAUUACAGAAAUCUGAGAGUACUUGAUGCUUUUGAUGAUGAAUAUGGGGGAGUUGUCGUUGAUUCAGAUAGGAUACCAUCCAACCCAUAUACCUUCGCAUCUUUGUUGCGUUUGUCUCUCUUUCAGUGGAAAAAGAUGGGAAAAAAGGGAAUUUGGCUUAAGUUGCAGUUAGAGCAAUCUGACCUUGUUCCAAUUGCUGUUAAGGAAGGCUUCCAAUACCACCAUGCCGAACCAGGAUAUGUGAUGUUAACUUACUGGAUUCCUGAAGGACCCAGCAUGCUUCCAGCGAAUGCCUCUCAUCAAGUUGGAGUUGGUGGGUUUGUCAUCAACGACAAAAAUGAAGUGCUUGUAGUACAAGAGAAACACUGCUCUCCAGCAACUCUUGGUCUUUGGAAGAUACCAACCGGAUUCAUUCUUGAGGCAGAGGAGAUAUAUACUGGAGCUGUAAGAGAAGUGAAGGAGGAAACUGGGAUCGAUACAGAGUUCAUUGAAGUCAUAGCAUUUAGGCAUGCUCAUAAUGUGGCCUUUGAGAAGUCAGAUUUGUUCUUCAUCUGCAUGCUAAGACCCCUGUCAUCUGAGAUCAUUGUUGAUGAUCUUGAAAUUGAAGCAGCAAAGUGGAUGCCUCUGGUUGAGUUUGUAGAGCAACCACUGAUCCAAGAAGACUCCAUGUUCAAGAAGAUCGUGGAUAUCUUUAUUGCUCGUCUGGGGAAACGAUAUUGUGGCUUAUCAACUCAUCAAGUAGUUUCAAAGUUUGAUGGCAUGGUAUCUUCCUUGUACUACAAUGUCAUCGACAAUGAAGAUACCUGUGUUGGAAAAUGAGAACUCAAAAGGAGCAUGAAACGCUUCUUGGCUCGAUGUAUAACAACCCUCGCUUCUCAAAUUUCAGCAUGAAGCUGAAAACCGAGCUAACCACUAUACUGUGUAUGUUAACAUGCAAAUCACAAUUUAUCCCUAUUAUGUAUAUAAAUAUCUCCAUCAUGCUGCUGCUUCAUCAUCA